AAUAGGAAGUGCUAUUGUUUAAGUUCCAAAUGCAGCACUGACAAGUUUCAUAGAUAUAAUUUAGAAGGACGAAAGCUGCGUGUCCGGUCUUCGACUCUAUCAAUUCGAUAUGAUUGCAUUUUAGAGAUUUUCCGCUUAAAUAGCAUAUAAAAGAGUAAAUCGCUGGUAAAUAACUUCACAUUGUGAUAGAAAAAGUUGUGGAACGUUUGCUGUACGGAAUCAUUGAAAUUUGUAUCAACCAACAAACUAUCUCGACAUGAGGCGAUUCAUUCUUAUCGCCUUUGUCGGCACUUUUUUAAUGAGAAAUGUUACCCUAUUUAAAGUUCACAAAUAUUCUUCGAAUCUGGAAUGGCUGUUCAACUCACGUAAAUUGAGUAAUAAUGAGGAACAAAAACGAACUGUGUGCGAAUCCGAGGGAUGCACAAAUAUGGCUAACUUCGUGCUAGGAAACAUGAACAAGUCUGUAAACCCGUGCGACGACUUUUACGAAUACGCAUGCGGAAGGUGGCCGGAACAAAAUCCUAUUCCAAAAGAAUAUGUACAGUGGAGUGUGAUGAAUUUACUUCAAAUUAACAAAACCAAUCCGCACGUGCAAGAGAUUUUGGAGGCAGAACCUAAAGAGGACGAUCUUACAGCGAUAAAGCUUGUGAAAAAGUGGUAUAAGACUUGCAUGGAUACUGAUGCGAUAGAAAAGCAAGGGAUCGGUCCGCUGGUUUCUACUUUAACGCGUUUAGGUGGCUGGCCGAUGACAAUGGAACCAGACGAAUGGAACGAGCAGGAGGACAGUUGGCAAAAAGUGGAUGAUCAAUAUAUGCGUUUGACAGGCAGCAAUGCUUUUUAUGACGUGCGCAUAGACGAAAUUACAAAAGACCCAAAAGUAGUAGAGAUUGAUACGCCGGAUUUACCACCGGGUUCAGAAAAACUGUACUUUGUAAUGGAAUCUGACGAAGAAGACGACGAUGACAAAGAAAACGUUGAAGAACAAAGUAAAAAUGAUGAGGACCCAAGUAAUGAAGGUAAACAAAGCAAUGAGGAACAAGAAGCUGGAAGUGAAGGCGAAGAUAAUUCUAAAUUUGUUGACAACGAUAAUGAUAGCGAUGAUGAUGAUAGCGACGAUGAUUACAAUGAUAUUGAUGUGGAUGGCAGUGGCUUUAGCCCAGACGAUGAGGAUGACAGUAGCAUUAGCGGAGGCAGUGAUGACAACGAUGAUAACGAUAAGUAUGACGACACGAAUGAAAAACGUAAAACUGACAAAAAAAAAAUAGGCCAAAAAGAAAAUAUCAAGAUCGGUCACAGGAGAAGCAAAAAGUUACGGCACGUUGAACAAGGGAAGAGCGGUACAGGAAUCACUAAGAAGCAUAAUAGCCAUAAAACAAGAAGACAAAGAAUAAAGAGACAGACAGAAGUUGACAUUAAACGCCAGCAGCGUUUUAUCCAUCAUGAAAAUUCACAUAUUCGGAAAGACGACAAACAAAGAAGACACGUAAGAAAAGUACAUAUGAAAAGAACGAAGAAAAUUGUGGACAAUGAGGAAAUGGCGAAAAUGACUAAUAAACAGAAAAAGAUCGCAUUAAAGAAGAUGAUAUUAAAGAGAUACAUUUAUUACGUUUCGAAAGUAGCUCAUAUCAUAGCCAAAGAGAGAGGUACCAAAAUUUCACGAGAACGUCUCAAUAAAGAUGUCGAAGAUAUGCUCGAGUUCCAAACAAGACUGUUUGAGAUUAAUUCGGUGAAUUUAAUGUCCAGUUUACCUGUCUCACUUCGAGGUUUUCAAAAGUGGUAUGAUGAAAAGAAAUCUGAAACAACUAAAAGUAAGAUUAACUGGGUGAACAAAAUUAAGGCUUUGUUUGACGAAGCGUACGAGUCUGUAAAUGAUGAUUUAUAUUUAAACAUUAUUUCGCCGAGUUAUAUUGAAAGUCUUAUCUCUUUGCUGGAUGAAACGUCAAAUCGGACAAUUGUGAAUUAUAUACACUGGAACUUUAUAAGCAAAAUAAUAAAGACUACCACGAGUGAAAUGACAAAAUUGUACAAUGCGUGGCAUAAAUUUAGCGCAGGGUUGCCAUGGUGGACGAAAAACAGAGAAAGAUCGGAUAUUUGCAAAGAGCCAGAGGAGAUAAACACUAUUAUAAUGUAUGAAUAUGUAAGAAGAUAUUUCUCUGAUGAUAAAUUGAGAGCAGCAUCAAAUAUGAUCAAAGAUAUAAAAGAAGCAGAAGCGGAUCUGAUAAAAAAAUCCGACUGGAUGGAUGAGAAAGCUAAGAACUUUGCUUUAGAAAAAGUAAAGUAUUUGAAAGGACUUAUCGGACAUCCAAAUUGGUACAAAAAUACCACGAUUUUCCAAGAGUAUUUUAAAGAUCUCAUUAUUGGCUCAUCGUACUAUGAGAAUACUAUUCGAUAUGACAGAUACGUCAAAUUGAAAGGCCUACGGAAGUUAUCGAAUAGGAAUAAUGAAAUCCAAUUUUUCGAGGAAACAGAUCCAGAUGGCUAUCUGAAUUCCACCGAUGUGAACGCCUAUUUUAGAUACGAAUUAAAUACCUUAUUUAUCACGACAGCGGAUUUCCAAAGUCCGUGGUACGCUGCCGGUCGACCACGGUCUGUUAAUUUUGGUACCUUGGGAUUCCUCAUAGCUCAUGAAACUAAUCAUGGUUUCGAUGAUACAGGAUACAAGUAUGAUAAAGAUGGUGAUUUCCUGGGAUGGUUCUCAUCAAUGGCCGAAGCGUAUGACAAAAAAAAGGAAUGUUUUGUGGAACAGUUUAAUAAUUAUUCUCUUGAUCCAAAAAGGAAUGUAACAUUAAAGAAUUACGGUUCGAUAACAACGGCUGACAACAUCGCGGAUACAAUGGGAUUACAGGCCACAUUUAAGGCUUAUGAAAAGAAGGAGAAGGAGAGCGAAACAGCGGAUACCGCGUUACCAGGCUUGGAAGAUUUUACCAAUAAUCAGUUGUUCUUUUUAUCUUUUGCCAAUUUCUGGUGCGAAAUAAACAAUCCAAAAUAUUUGGUGCACAUCGCUAAAAAUGAUGAGCAUAGCAUCGCACGAUUGAGAGUUAUAGGCUCUGUAUCAAAUUCGGAUGACUUUGCUACAGCUUUUAAUUGCCCUGUUGGCAGUCCGAUGAAUCCUAAGAAAAAAUGCAAUAUCUGGAAAUGAUCCAAAAAAUCUUUACAAAGUAUAUAUCAUAAAUGUAUCUUAUAUAUCCAGAACUUAUAUAUCCAGAUCUAUUGAUGAAUAAUAUAACGUAUAUUAUUUGA
Molecule: messenger RNA, 3240 nt
Organism: Solenopsis invicta (red fire ant)
Lineage: Eukaryota; Metazoa; Arthropoda; Insecta; Hymenoptera; Formicidae
Product: endothelin-converting enzyme homolog
Exons: 18
Coding region: 257-3139 (960 amino acids)
Biological process (GO): protein processing
Cellular component (GO): plasma membrane
Molecular function (GO): metalloendopeptidase activity
Source: RefSeq, a predicted model, not a curated record